AUGUCUCCUCAAGUCAACGGCGAUUCAGCCCCUGCAUCCGCUUUCCUCUCUCACCUAUACUCCUACCCAGUCAUCAGCGAUAGCAUUACCACCUUCAAGAAGAACCCAUAUGGCGCUCGAUCUCUCGAUCUGACUACCCAGGGAUAUGAGAAGUUGGGAAAGCCAAUUGUGUCAUACCUCCAAGGACCAUACGAAUAUGUCUCUCCAUACGUCAAGAAGGCAGAUAGCGUUGGCGACUCUGCCCUUUCCACUAUCGACGACAAAUUCCCAGUGGUCAAGAAGCCAACAGGAGAGCUAUACGAGAACGCACAAUCCAUCAUCUUCUUCCCAUUGAAGAAAGGCAAUGAGGGAAAGGAUCACGUACUCAGCACAUAUCAAGGCGAGGUGAAGAAGGUCGGAGGUGACGGACUCGUUACAUAUGGCCAGGCAGCUCUUGGUACCAGCAUCAUCAUGGUCCGUCAGACACUCGGAUGGCUCUCAGGGUUCUUGAGCCAGAAGAAGACCGAAGCCAAGGAGGUUGCCGCUGAGAAGAGCGGUUAA
Molecule: messenger RNA, 540 nt
Organism: Glarea lozoyensis ATCC 20868
Lineage: Eukaryota; Fungi; Ascomycota; Leotiomycetes; Helotiales; Helotiaceae
Exons: 2
Coding region: 1-540 (179 amino acids)
Source: RefSeq, a predicted model, not a curated record